GGUCAGUCAACAAGCUGAAUGUGAAUUCAGUUUUCUCUGGUUUUUUUCCCAACCAUAUUUUCAACACUUUUAUAUAUUUUCUUUUUUGCAGAAUUCGCCAAAUUCAAUUAUUUAUUUGCCCCAAGCGCACCACAAAUCGGAAACACAAAUCAACUCCGCAUUCUUUUCUUUUUAUUGUUGUCGUUCAUUAUUACGCUAUUCUCUCGACAGCACCAAUUUGCUUGACAGGCACGAAUAAAAUCCAAGUAGAAACAAAAAAUAAACCACAUUCCAAGCAAAACUUGCUGAUUCCCCCCGAUACAACAGAAGAAAAAUGAAUUUUUCUGACAUUCUUGGCGGCACUCUUUCGCCGGAUGCCCGCAUUCGCGAGCAAGCCACCCACGCUCUGGAGAGCGCCGAGAGCGAGAACUUUGUCCAGUAUUUGCUCUCACUGACCCAGGAGCUCGCCAACGAGGCUGGUCAAGCACCCAUCCGCUCGGCCGCUGGUAUCGCGCUGAAGAAUUCACUUUCCGCAAAGGAUGAGACACGCCAGAUGCAGCAUGCCCAGAGAUGGCUCCAGAUUGACGAGGCCAUCAAGCAGGGAACUCUGAUCACCUUGGGCUCAGAAAAUCCUGCGGCACAGACAAUCGCUGCCAUCACUGCCAUCGAACUCCCCCAGGGCCAGUGGACCGAUGUCGUCAACACGCUGUUGCAGAAUAUUUCGACUCCCAACACCAAUCUGAAGAUUUCGAGCCUGCAGACCAUUGGUUUUAUCUGCGAGACUAUUGAUCCCGAGAUUUUGGCCACUCAGAGCAACACAAUUCUCACUGCUGUCAUCCAGGGUGCCAACGCUGAAGAGCCCAGCCAGGAUGUCCGCUACGCUGCCAUUACAGCCCUGUACAACUCGCUCGAGUUUGUGCGCCAAAACUUUGAGAACGAGGGCGAGCGCAACGUGAUUAUGCAGACGGUCUGCGAGGCCACCCAGAGCCCCAGCACCAACGUCAAGGCCGCUGCCUUCGAGUGCCUGGUCCGCAUAAUGCAGCUCUACUACGACAAGAUGGGCUUUUACAUGGAAAAGGCGCUGUACGGUCUGACCGCCAUGGGCAUGAACCAUGAGGAGGAGAAGAUCUCCUUGCAGGCGAUUGAGUUCUGGUCGACCGUUUGCGACGAGGAGAUCGAGCUACAACUUGAAGAAGAGGAUGCCAACGAAAGCGGCCGGCCCUUUGACCGCACCAACUUCCAAUUUGCCAAGACCGCCCUGCCCCAAGUCCUGCCCACCUUGCUCUUCCUCCUGACCAAGCAGGAUGAGGAUGCCGACGAGGAUGAGUGGAACGUGUCCAUGGCCGCCGCCACCUGCCUGUCGCUGCUCGCCCAGACCAUCGGCAACGACAUUGUUGCGCCUGUCAUUCCCUUUGUUGAGCAGAACAUCCGGAGCCCUGACUGGCACUGUCGCGAAGCCGCAGUCAUGUCCUUCGGAUCGAUUCUCGAGGGUCCAGACCCCAAUGUGCUCACCCCGCUGGUAUCGCAAGCACUUCCCGUGCUGAUCGAGAUGGUCAAGGACCAGGUCCUGCAGGUCAAGGACUCGGCCGCGUGGACCCUUGGUCGCGUGUGCGACGUGCUGAUUGACUGCAUUCAGCUCGACGUGCACUUGCACAACCUUAUCAGCGCCCUGGUCGCGGGCCUCGAGGAUAACCCGCGCAUUGUGGCCAACUGCUGCUGGGCAAUUAUGAACUUGACCGAGCAGCUCGGCGGCAACGAUGCUGUGACUUACCCUUUGUCCCAGUACUUUGAGGGCAUUAUUUCGACCCUCAUGCGCAGCACUGAGACCAACGUCAAUGAGAACAACUCGCGCACAUCAGCCUAUGAGACUAUGGCGACGCUUGCGAGCACUGGAACCAAGGACACGUUCCCGACCAUCGCAAAGCUUGGUCUUGCCAUCCUAGACAGGCUCGACACCACCAUUGCCAAUGCCAGCCAGGUUGUCGGCACUGACGACCGCGUGGCUCUGAGCGAGCUACAGUCAAACCUGCUCAACGUGCUAACCAAUACAGUCUCAGAGAUCGCCGAUCGCAUUAUGACCAGCGUGCUGCAGCUUCUCAACACCAGCAGCAAGAUGUCGGUUGUUGCCGAGGACUCCUUCCUGCUG
Kickxella alabastrina is the source of this 2125-nucleotide messenger RNA. Its product is annotated as armadillo-type protein. Gene Ontology annotation, molecular function: small GTPase binding; nuclear import signal receptor activity. The record is from RefSeq and is a predicted model, not a curated record. Gene Ontology annotation, biological process: protein import into nucleus. The transcript is spliced from 6 exons. Gene Ontology annotation, cellular component: nucleus; cytoplasm. Lineage: Eukaryota; Fungi; Kickxellomycota; Kickxellomycetes; Kickxellales; Kickxellaceae. The annotation marks the transcript as partial.